Messenger RNA from Acomys russatus (golden spiny mouse), 1529 nucleotides. It is a transcript of the gene Rragc, whose product is annotated as Ras related GTP binding C. The coding region runs from base 90 to 1286 and encodes 398 amino acids. Gene Ontology annotation, biological process: cellular response to starvation; cellular response to amino acid stimulus; regulation of autophagy. Gene Ontology annotation, cellular component: lysosome; Gtr1-Gtr2 GTPase complex; nucleus. The transcript has 7 exons. NCBI's taxonomy places the organism in Eukaryota, Metazoa, Chordata, Mammalia, Rodentia, Muridae. The record is from RefSeq and is a predicted model, not a curated record. Gene Ontology annotation, molecular function: GTPase activity; GTP binding.
CGGGGGCGGCGGCAACAGCGGCGGCCUAGGGAGGCGGCGGCCUGGCCUGGCCUGGCCUGUCAGGGCGCGGGCAGCGGUGGUCCAGCACCAUGUCCCUGCAGUACGGGGCGGAGGAGACGCCCCUGGCCGGCAGUUACGGCGCGGCCGACUCCUUCCCCAAGGACUUUGGCUACGGCGUGGAGGAGGAGGAAGAGGAGGCGGCGGCGGCUGGCGGCGGCGGCGCGGGGGCCGGCGGCGGGUGCGGCCCCGGCGGCUCUGACAGCUCCAAGCCAAGGAUCCUGCUCAUGGGGCUGCGGCGCAGCGGCAAGUCCUCCAUCCAGAAGGUGGUGUUUCAUAAGAUGUCACCCAAUGAGACUCUCUUUUUGGAAAGUACCAACAAGAUUUAUAAAGAUGACAUUUCCAAUAGCUCUUUUGUGAACUUCCAGAUUUGGGAUUUUCCUGGGCAGAUGGACUUCUUUGACCCAACCUUUGACUACGAGAUGAUCUUCAGGGGGACAGGAGCGUUGAUAUAUGUCAUCGAUGCACAGGAUGACUACAUGGAGGCUUUAACACGACUGCACAUCACUGUUUCUAAAGCCUACAAAGUUAACCCAGACAUGAAUUUUGAAGUUUUUAUCCACAAAGUCGAUGGUCUGUCUGAUGAUCACAAAAUAGAAACACAGAGGGACAUUCAUCAAAGGGCCAAUGACGACCUUGCAGAUGCCGGGCUGGAAAAGCUCCAUCUUAGCUUUUAUUUGACUAGCAUCUAUGACCACUCAAUAUUUGAAGCCUUUAGUAAGGUGGUACAGAAACUCAUUCCACAACUGCCAACUUUGGAAAACCUAUUAAAUAUCUUUAUAUCAAAUUCAGGUAUUGAAAAAGCUUUUCUCUUUGAUGUUGUCAGCAAAAUCUACAUUGCAACAGACAGUUCCCCUGUGGAUAUGCAGUCUUACGAGCUUUGCUGUGACAUGAUUGAUGUUGUGAUUGACGUGUCUUGUAUAUAUGGAUUAAAGGAAGAUGGAAGUGGAAGUGCUUAUGACAAAGAGUCGAUGGCCAUUAUCAAGCUGAAUAAUACAACUGUCCUUUAUUUAAAGGAAGUAACUAAAUUUUUGGCACUGGUUUGCAUUCUUAGGGAAGAGAGCUUUGAACGAAAAGGUUUGAUAGACUACAACUUCCACUGUUUCCGCAAGGCUAUCCAUGAGGUGUUUGAGGUGGGUGUGACUUCUCACAGAAGCUGCAGCCACCAGACCAGUGCCCCCAGCCUGAAAGCGUUGGCACACAAUGGCACACCGCGGAACGCCAUCUAGUCUGAAUCUCAGCGGUUGAGGCUCAGGGCCGGCUCACUCCUCACUCCAGGGUCAGGUGCCAUGUGCUACAGGACACGCGAGCUGCUGCCCAUGGGAGUCUGGGGAUGACGGUGGAGCUUCUCGUGUUGAUGAAAGCCCUUCAGCCAGCUGUGUGCAACUGAAGCUGCCAUGUCUUUACAGUACAGCGCAAGAGUUAUAGAGACCUCAGAGCUCAGUGUGUCUUUCUCCCCUAUUGAGUCCUAC